AUGCCGCUGGUGAACGAUGACGCCGUGGCGUUUGUCGAUCUAUCAUAUCCGCACGAGAACUUGACGGUUCCUCCGUCGCGCCCCCAUCUAUCCUAUCCAAGAUCCACCGCAUCUCGAGCUCACCAUGGACCCCUUCUUCGCCGCCGACGACGGCAGCGCCACGGACGACCUCCAGCGCACCGCCUCCCACCCUUCGACGACACUGAAGACGACACCACCGACGCCGUGGCGGCCGACGGCAGCGCGGGAGGGUACACCUCCUUCGUGGACGCCGGGUACACCUCCUUCGUGGACGCCGGGUACCCCUCCUUCGCCGACGCCGGUCCCGAGGAGGAGGAAGAGGAGGUGGUGGACGAGGAGAUCGCCGCGGACUCCGACGGCGCUGCGGUCCCCGUCCGCUACGUCUCCGGCGGGUACGCUCCCUCGCCCUUCUUCCCCGACUCGGACUUCAGGGGCGGGGACGACGACGGCCCCGUCCUGCCGCCGCUCGCCGAGAUGGGCAGGGAGGAGGGCGCCCUCCUCUGCGAGUGGCGCAGGGAGCUCCUGAAGAAAGAACGGUUGAAAGAGAUGGAAACAAGGAAAAUAGAGGUGGAACAGAAAACCGCCGCGGCAGCAGAGGAUUCAGACAAGUCAGAGAGCAAGAAGGUGAGUUCAGAUAACAAAGAAAACAAUUCAGAGAAGGUGGAUUCAUCAGAUAGAAAAGAGGGCAGUUCAGAAAGCAAAGAGGAUAGUUCAGAAACCAAGGCUGAAGGUGACAAGGAAGCAUUCAUCGACCUUAGGCCACUGACGAUGGAAGACCUGAGGCAGGCCAAGAAUCAGGUUGCAGUGAGCUUUGCCGCGGAGGGUGCCGUCAUGAACAAACUGAAGCAGUGGUUCCAUGCAUGGCCAACCCACACUCAUCAACAACCCCAAAAGGCAGGCCACUUCCCUCAAGUCCACAAAUUUCCCUCUUGA
This is a messenger RNA of Hordeum vulgare subsp. vulgare (domesticated barley), 954 nucleotides long. RefSeq names its product clathrin light chain 1-like. The transcript has 5 exons. NCBI's taxonomy places the organism in Eukaryota, Viridiplantae, Streptophyta, Magnoliopsida, Poales, Poaceae. The coding region runs from base 1 to 954 and encodes 317 amino acids. The record is from RefSeq and is a predicted model, not a curated record.